UCUUCACGAAUCCGAACAAAAUUGGUUCACCUAGGAAAAUGGAUUUUACUUUUUCAGAUUGUUAUGUAGUACAGUGUAAACCGUUUUAUCUGAGAGAAAUUUUAUCUACUAAUCGUAUCUGUACAUCAUAUCUUGCUCGAAAACGAUUGGCUAUCGAUCAGUGGGUGCUUCUUUGUACAUAAAAUUGUACUUUUGUUUCCCUGUGAUCUUAGAAAUUUCUAGAUUCAAGGACGCUGCUCCAAGGCGCUACGAAGGAAUUUUUGAAUAACAAGGAACAACGUGCUCCAUGUCCAUCUUCACUCUACGUGACUCGUCAAAGUCUACUCUGUUAAGAGAUACAUUUCUACUAGGAGAAACAAGAUGGCUGCGGAUCAGCAGAUGAAUGUUCCUUCAGAGAAUGACGGGGGAGUCGAUAUAUCGCCUGAGAAAGAUGGUGGAGUUCUGAAGAAGAUUUUAAAGGAUGGCGAGGGAGAUGAGUGUCCAUGUGUUGGUAGUGAAGUUUUCGUCCACUACACAGGGACGCUACUAAAUGGAGAGAAAUUUGAUUCAAGCAGGGACCGAGAUGACUUAUUCAGUUUUAAGUUAGGAGAAGGUUCUGUAAUCAAAGGAUGGGAUGUAGGCGUGGCAACAAUGAAGAAAGGUGAAGUUUGUGUGUUGACUUGUGCCCCAGACUAUGCAUAUGGUAGUGCUGGGUCACCACCUAAAAUUCCUGCAAAUGCCACGCUUAGAUUUGAAGUUGAGCUGUUUUAUUGGAAGGAUGAAGAUAUAACAGGGGAUGGUGGUGUUAUCAAAAAAGUGUUGUUGAAAGGUGAAGGUUUCAAAAUGCCAAAGGAUGAAGCUUGUGUUACAACUCACAUAAGGGGAAUGUACAAGGAUACUGCUUUUGAAGAACGAGAUGUAGAAUUUGUACUGGGUGAAGGGGAAGAAAAAGGUAUAUGCCUAGGAAUAGAAAAGGCUUUAUAUAAAAUGAAGAAGAGAGAAAAAGUGCAUCUAAGAAUUCAGGCAAAUUAUGGUUUUGGGGAAAAAGGAAGUGAAGAAUAUAACAUCCCAGGAAAUGCAGAAAUUUCGUAUGAAGUUUAUUUAACUGCCUUCGAAAAUCCAAAAGAAACUUAUGAGAUGGAAUUGGAGGAGAAGAUGGAAGUUUCACAAAAAGUGAAAGACAAGGGUACAUCUUUCUUCAAGUCCGGCAACUACGAACGUGCCUUGACACAAUACAAUAAAAUGAUCAAGCUGUUAGAUGUGUACAAAGAUGACGAAAAACUAGUAGCCAACCCUCUGAAAUGUAUAGGACAUUUAAAUGCUGCGAUGUGUGAGCUGAAGAUGAAGCAAUACCAGGCAGCCAAGAAGAACUGCGACAAAGCACUAGAGAUAGAAGACCAAAACGUGAAAGGAUUUUUCCGGAGAGGACAGGCAAACUUUGGAAUAGGCGAAUUCGAGUUAGCAAGAAAAGAUUUUAAAACAGCAUUAGAAAUAGACCCAAAGAACAAGGCUGCUCACGACCAGCUUAAGGCUGUUAUCAACAAAAUCAAAGAGCAAGAUGCAAAAGAAAGGAAAAAAUACGGUAAUAUGUUUGAAAGAUUCGCCCGGGAGGACCAGAGGAGAACAGCCGCCGAGAAAAAGUCAAAACCAACCGAAACAGAUGUGUUCAAACAGGCUGCUGAGGAGGCAAGAAAGGCUGAGGAGGAGAUGGAUACUGACGAACAAAAGAAACAGGAUGAUAUGGAGAAUGGAGUUGAGGGUGUUACCCACGCCUGAGUUCUAUCUCCCUUGCUAUUCAUCAUUUUGUCGUGACAUUUUCCUGGAUAUGUUAUAUCGAUGAAUGAAAAUAUGGACGAAAAGCUAAUAAGCAUUAUAGUAGAACGAAGGAAGGUUUUUGAACAUUAGGGGGUAGUGGAGACAUAUGGCAGGGCCCGUGGCACAGGGGGAUCGGGGGCCAUGCCCCCCGCCCCCACUUUUCUUGCUAACUAUAGGUAUUAAAUGCCCCCUUUACUUAUUAAAUAGGUAGCCUCCCUUUUUGAUCCCGCACUUUAGCAUCGGUGACGCAGGCCCUGUAUGGACACCUCAUUUUUUCCUUUCUACAUUACCAAACCAUUGAUACUGUUGAUAGAUGGAGGUAAAUGGGGGCGUUUAACCGCGUCCUAUCUGCCUUCUACAUUUUAUUUUCACAAUCAAAAGUUUAUUAUCAUCUAGUACUGUCUAAAUGCAAUGAAAAUCUGUUGAAGAAUUACGGUUCUCUUUGUUACAAGCGCCA
Rhopilema esculentum is the source of this 2251-nucleotide messenger RNA. Its product is annotated as peptidyl-prolyl cis-trans isomerase FKBP4. The record is from RefSeq and is a predicted model, not a curated record. NCBI's taxonomy places the organism in Eukaryota, Metazoa, Cnidaria, Scyphozoa, Rhizostomeae, Rhizostomatidae. Gene Ontology annotation, molecular function: peptidyl-prolyl cis-trans isomerase activity; protein binding.